UCCCUGCCCGCCCGGGCAGGGAGACAAAGCGGGCAGCGGAGGCCGCGGCUUCCCGCCCCGCGGAGCGGCGGCACCGGAGGGGGGAGAGGCCCUAAGAUGGAGGGGGGAGGAGCCGCGGGGCGCUAACGGCGGGAGAGCCCGCGCCGGGGGCGGGGAGCCGCCCCGAGGUGGCCGGAGCGGGGCACGGCGGCGGCGGCCCCGCCGGCAGCGUUUCGCCGCCCGCCUCGGCCCGCAGGCGGCGGCGGGGCUCCGCGAGGUUCCCCCUUCCCGCCGCCUCCCCGCAGGGCGAGUGCGGGUCGCCGCGGCGGAGAGGAGCCCUGCGCGGAGGCCGGAGCGCGGCUGCCCCGCUGCCUCCGCGGGAGCUGAGGUAAUGGCCGAAGGUGGCCGAAGGGAGCCGGCUGGAGGCCCGCAGCUCUGACCUGCCCCGCAGCCUCCGCCGUGGCCCGGCCGGCGGGAUGGGCAACGGCGGCUCGGCCGUGAAGGUCUGCGCCGACCACCAAGGAGGCAUCAACUGGCUGAGCCUGAGCCCCGACGGGCAGCGGCUGCUGACGGGCAGCGAGGACGGCACCGCGCGCCUCUGGAGCACCGCCGACAGCCAGUGCCACGGCCACUUUCAAGGACAUGAAAGUUACAUCACCUUUUGCCACUUAGAAAAUGAGGCUGCCUUCACGUGUAGUGCAGAUCAUACCAUUCGGAAGUGGGACGUGAUGACAGGCCAGUGCCUGGCCAUUUACCGAGGGCACACGUCGAUUGUUAACAGGAUCCUAGUUGCCAAAGACUAUCUCUUUAGUGGCUCCUAUGACAGGACAGCCCGCUGUUGGAGUGUGGACAAGGAGAAACAAAUCCAGGAAUUCCGGGGCCAUCGGAACUGCGUCCUGACUCUAGCUCACUAUUCUUCCAAGGAUGUUCUUGAAGAGGAGGAGGAGGAGGAGGAAGAGGAGGAGAAAGUGAGCAGAGACCUCCUGGUGACAGGUAGCACAGACUGCACUGUUAAGGUCUGGUGGGUGUCUAGUGGGCGCUGUUACCAGACUCUGCUGGGACACACUGGAGCUGUCUUAUGCCUUAUACUUGACGCACCAAACAGGGAGCUGUUUUCUGGCAGCACGGAUUACACCAUUCGAACGUGGAAUAUUGUCACUGGUGAGCAGUUGAAAGUGUUUAAAGAACAUCAAGGAUCAGUGAUUUGUCUAGAGCUAGUGAAUCGGCACUUGUAUUCAGGAAGCGCGGACAGGACAGUGAAGUGCUGGUUAGUAGACACUGGGGAGCGAAUCCAAACGUACAAGGCUCACAAACACAGCGUUAGCACUUUGAAAUACCACGCUGGGAUCUUGUUCACAGGAAGCGGUGAUGCCUGCGCGAGAGCUUUCAAUUCCAAGAGCGGUGUCCUGCAGAAGAUCUUCCGAGGACACAAGUUCAUCAUCAACUGCAUCCAGAUUCACAAUGAGUUGUUGUACACAGCUUCCCAUGAUGGCACACUAAGGAUUUGGGACAUCCGGGGAAUAUGCAAGAGAAAUAAGCGCCGUUUGAAGAAGGAGAGGUCCGCCCAGGGCCGGAGCUCUCAAAAGGGAAGUCUGUCUCGUCUUUUCAACAACAAAGUCGGCUGUAUAGUACAGCAAGAAAAUGGGGAACCUGAGGCUGUUGAACUAAUGUGACUGGCCAGGACAGACUUUCCAUCAGUGACCAAAGCUGAACCUUUUGUCUUCUGUGCUACUGUACAAAUAAGCCAGAACUUGGAAGGAGAGGGAAAAUGGCAUUGCUUGAACCUCUUUUCAGGAGCCAGGCUUCUAUGUGACCAUGAGACAGACUCAAGUCAGACUGUCACUCCUGAUGGCUCUUAGCAGAUAGUUCAGCAGUACUGGGGUCAGGAGGGACUGCAGUGUGGUUCAGGUGUGUGUGGGUGUGUGUGUGUGUGUGUGUGUGUGUAAUUAGGAACUUAUUUAAGACUGUGUGUGGGUUUUUUUGUUUUUUCAAUUUCCUCUGGCACAGAUGUGUUUCACAUCUCUGCCUGGCUAGUAUCUGAUGAGAGAUGUUUUCUCCUGUUCCUGUUGCCUGCUCACGUGCCCUCUGUUCAGCUGAAUGUAGAAUUGAAAGCUGCUUUGCAGCGUGACUCUGAAUUCCAUAGUCACAGCUCACCUUUGGGUCAGUCUUUGCUGAUCAGACCAACUCAUGCAGGAUGGUGUGGCUCAGCAGGAAGAAGUUCAAAGCAGACCCAACAACUCUCUGGGAAGUUGGGAGUAAUGGGACAGAAAUUAUUUUUUUUUUAAACAAAACAUAAGCUAGAGAACAAUUUAAACCUCAGGCCUUUUGUAUCAAGGUUGACAGUUUGCCAAGGCACAGCAAGCUGUCCUCUUCCCAACAAACUAGCCGGUUCUUCUCUUACCUUUUAAGAUUCCACACUUCAGCAAAAGCAGCAUCAACGGCUUCGCGUGUAUCUUCUAUGCUGCUGGGGUGUGUGCUACCAGCUGUCUGUUUGUCCCAGGCACAGGUCACAGAGAGGGGAAUGCUGGGGGGGUCCCCUGAAGGAUGGCAAGAUGUGGAAGCUGACCAUAUAUUUUUCUGUUUGCAGAGACAUCUCUUUGUAGCAUCACUGCAGAAUAUCUAACCACAUGUUUUUAUUUUUAUGGCUUUAUUUAUUCUGUACUACAGCAGAUAAAAAUGCUGUAAUACCUUUUUGGAAUGGAAUAAUAAACAUGUGGCAUCUACAGGUUGUUAACGAUCUAGUUUUUAUUUUCUUCUUGUACAGAGGGGAUUUGGCUGGCUGCAGAUGCACAGCAGUUAAGAAUGGAUGGAAUAUGGAAAAAAAUAAACAUACACUUUUGGAAAUA
This is a messenger RNA of Dromaius novaehollandiae (emu), 2825 nucleotides long. It is a transcript of the gene WDR86, whose product is annotated as WD repeat domain 86. The record is from RefSeq and is a predicted model, not a curated record. Lineage: Eukaryota; Metazoa; Chordata; Aves; Casuariiformes; Dromaiidae. Gene Ontology annotation, molecular function: protein binding. The transcript has 7 exons. The coding region runs from base 456 to 1652 and encodes 398 amino acids.